CUCCAGUGGUCCAAAACCCGGCCCUGCAUGGGAUCACCCCUGGGCUUGUGAAAACUGGGAGCGCUGGGUGGGCCCCACAUGGUUUGAGUCAGUAGUUCUGGAGUGAGGCUGAAGAUUUUGCAUUUAUAAGAACUACCAGUCUAGGCUGAUGCUCCAGGUCUGGAGCUACACUUUGAGAACCACUGCCCUAUGCAACAGUGCCUCUUAUGAAUAAGUUUUAGGCCCUUAGGGAAACCUACAACUCACCAUAGACCACCUUCCAUCGCAGGGAUCUAUAUGAUGUAUUUUCUUCCCCGUAACAACAUUAGAGAGUUGCUUUCCUGACUGUCUGCCUGAUGUCCAACCCUCAGAGGGAGUGAGCCCCAGACACUACAUUCAGUCAUCUCUGAGUGCACCUCAUGUGUACCGUGUGACCUCCGCUUUCUAAAGCAUGCAUGCAUCUGUCAAGCAAAAGGUCAAGGAACCGUUCAAAGAUGAAUUUGCUCACUUAAGUGAUGACCAGGAGAGGGAUCAGUCAGGGCUGGGGAAGGGACUGGGAAGCUUGCAGAAAACUGCCAGAGGCUUCCAGAAAGGGAAUGUGCAGGGCUGGGGCUAGAGAGUUGGAUGAUGGGGGCAGGCAGGACAGGGUCUUUAGCACAUGAGCAUACUGAGAGGGGAGUGACGGGGCAGUCACACUCAGACAGGGAGCUACCUGCCAUCACUGCUAUAAUCGGAGGGGCCUUGGUGUGGAGGGGAGCAGAGACCUGGCACAAGGAGCUGAGGGAAUCGAGAGCUUCUGGAAGGCCUCCCCAUUUUAUUGACCCAGUGAGUCCAUGUGGUUUCUCUGUCACACUCUAGCUGGCUUGAGCAAAGGGAGAGCAUCCUCACUCAUGUUGCACAUAUUACUGCAUUUACUAAGUCAUUUAACAAUGACAUUCAUAGAUGAGGGUAUUUCUGGUGUUCAAAUAAUCACAGCUGCCACUUAUUAAGUGCCUGUUACAUGCCAAGCACUUUACAUCAUCUUAAUCCUCCCAGCAACUCCGAUAAGGUGGCACUGAGAUUGUCCCCAUUGUACAGAUGAGGAAACUGAGGCUAAGAGAGAUUAAACAGCUUGGCUAAAGUCCCAGUCGCUAGGAAAUGGCAGGGCUAUUGUCUUUCCAUCUCAAAACUGCUGCUUUCCACUCUACCAUCCUCCCCUCAUUUCCUGAACACCUGCUCUGUGCAAGGCCCUGUGUGCAACCACAAAAUGAAUCAUUCAAGUAGUCAUGUAUUCAAUAACCCUUUUUUGAGCACUUACUAUUUUUAUGGGCUUAUUUAUUUAUAGCAUGCCUUAUUUCAGAAAGCACUUAACUUCUUUAUUUGAUAUACAAGAAUAAAAUUUUACAGGAGUGGUCAUGUGACAAGCAUCAAAUGAAAAACAGAAGUUGGAAAGGUCAGAAGAACCCAGGAAUGACAGGUAUACAAGUGCGGACCUUGAGGUCCUAUGUGCCAUGGGGACAGGCCACAAAUUGCCCUCUGACCUUUCUCGCAGCUGAAACUUGAUCCCACGCAAUUCAGUGUCCAUAAGACACUGGCACAACAUUGCUGAGGCAAAUCAAAACUCUAUUAGGCCCUGAGACCCGAGAGGUAUUUUUUUAGAGAGUUGGCAUGAAGAGAACACUGUUAAACGUAAGGAAUAAUGUCCCCAAACAGCCUCCCAAUUGCACGUACGGCACAAGUCUCUGGGGCCGUUUCCUGUACCGCCGCCCCCCCUCCUCCCCCCGACUCCUACUCUGUGCUGGCCCAAGUUCCAUAGCAGGAAAACAGCUCAGAAAAGAGAGAGCCGAGACAAGGCCAGGCAAGCACACCGCCCUCUAGCUUCAUCCACGUGUGGGGUUUGCAGCAAACAUUGGUAAUAAAUGCUCAGUUCAGGUCCCAGAUUCGGGGCCUCAUCCUUUGACUCGGAACCAGGAAGGAAUUAGGAGCGAGUCCUCCUGCCCAGAGAGCUAAUUACUGAAAUUCAGUGGCCUCACCAGGUGUCAGGGGAAGCUGAUGGAGAAUCGAGCUCUGGAUCCAGGGACUCGGGACUCCUAUGGUGCCACCAGCCACCUCCCCAACAAGGGGGCCCUGGCAAAGGUCAAGAACAACUUCAAAGACUUGAUGUCCAAACUGACGGAGGGCCAGUAUGUGCUGUGCCGGUGGACAGAUGGCCUGUACUACCUCGGGAAGAUCAAGAGGGUCAGCAGCUCUAAGCAAAGCUGCCUCGUGACUUUCGAAGAUAAUUCCAAAUACUGGGUCCUAUGGAAGGACAUACAGCAUGCUGGCGUUCCAGGAGAGGAGCCCAAGUGCAACAUCUGCCUAGGGAAGACAUCAGGGCCGCUGAAUGAGAUCCUCAUCUGCGGGAAGUGUGGCCUGGGUUACCACCAGCAGUGCCACAUCCCCAUAGCGGGCAGUGCUGACCAGCCCCUGCUUACACCUUGGUUCUGCCGACGCUGCAUCUUCGCACUGGCUGUGCGGAAAGGCGGCGCGCUGAAGAAGGGCGCCAUCGCCAGGACGCUGCAGGCCGUGAAGAUGGUGCUGUCCUACCAGCCCGAGGAGCUCGAGUGGGACUCGCCCCACCGCACCAACCAGCAGCAAUGCUACUGCUACUGCGGCGGGCCCGGAGAAUGGUACCUGCGGAUGCUGCAAUGUUACCGGUGCAGACAGUGGUUCCACGAGGCCUGCACCCAGUGCCUCAAUGAGCCCAUGAUGUUUGGAGACCGGUUUUACCUGUUCUUCUGCUCCGUAUGUAACCAGGGCCCAGAGUACAUCGAGAGGCUGCCUCUGCGAUGGGUGGAUGUGGUUCACCUGGCCCUCUAUAAUCUGGGGGUACAGAGCAAGAAGAAGUACUUUGACUUUGAGGAGAUUCUGGCCUUUGUCAACCACCACUGGGAGCUCCUGCAGCUUGGCAAGCUCACCAGCACCCCAGUGACAGAUCGAGGACCGCAUCUCCUCAACGCUCUGAACAGUUACAAAAGCCGGUUCCUCUGCGGCAAGGAGAUCAAGAAGAAGAAGUGUAUCUUCCGCCUGCGCAUCCGUGUCCCACCCAACCCGCCAGGGAAGCUGCUGCCUGACAAGGGACUGCUGCCAAAUGAGAACAGCGCCUCCUCUGAGCUGCGUAAGAGAGGAAAGAGCAAGCCUGGUUUGUUGCCUCACGAAUUCCAGCAGCAGAAAAGGCGAGUUUAUAGAAGAAAAAGAUCAAAGUUUUUGCUGGAAGAUGCUAUUCCCAGUAGUGACUUCACCUCAGCCUGGAGCACCAACCACCACCUGGCUAGCAUAUUUGACUUCACGCUGGAUGAAAUUCAAAGUUUAAAAAGUGCCAGUUCAGGCCAGACCUUCUUCUCAGAUGUCGACUCCACCGACGCUGCCAGCACCUCUGGCUCUGCCUCCACCAGCCUCUCCUAUGACUCCAGAUGGACAGUGGGCAGCCGAAAGAGGAAGCUGGCAGCCAAGGCAUACAUGCCCCUGCGGGCAAAGCGGUGGGCAGCUGAGCUGGAUGGACGCUGCCCCUCGGACAGCAGUGCAGAAGGGGCUUCGGUCCCUGAGCGGCCAGACGAAGGCAUUGACAGCCACACAUUUGAGAGCAUCAGUGAAGAUGACUCAUCCCUGUCCCACCUCAAGUCAUCUAUCACCAACUACUUUGGUGCAGCUGGGCGGUUGGCCUGUGGGGAGAAGUACCAGGUGUUGGCUCGGAGGGUCACACCUGAGGGCAAGGUUCAGUACCUGGUGGAGUGGGAAGGGACCACCCCUUACUGACUAGCCCCCGGGGGUGCCAGGGGUCCUGAAAACCAAAGGAGGAGCAGCAGAAGCCAUAGGCUCCCCAGCUUUCUCCAGGCUGGGGUGGGAGAAGGAAGCAGGACAGAGCUGCAAGUGCCUGGCAGAAGGCCCUGCCUGCCUGCCUGCCAGGCCAAGGCCUGCGUCUCUCUGCUGUAUCAGCUCUGUUCCAGGGCCUCCUCAGGCUCGUUACCCCUGUGCCUGUGUCUCUACACACUCCACACCCUCUCAAACUCUGUUUAUCUGUUCCUCUGACCUUGUGUCCCCUGCUCUGGGACCGUUCCUCCUGAGGCCCAGGUCUUUGUCCCCAGUUGUGUGCCUUGACCUCUCUCGCCCCUUUUUGGGUGUGUUCACACAUUCUGUGUGUGCACAGCUGUCCCUCCACUGGAUCCCCUUCACACCUGACCCGUGGGGCAGCCAGUCCUCCCAGGGACUACAUAAUAUGCACCUUUGAGAGAGCAUGGGAGAAGGUGGAUAAGGGAGAGGAUGCUGCUCAGUGCUUUUCUCUUCCACUUUCUUGCCACUCCCCACUGCCCUCGGAGAGAGGUGGUGGGGUGGGAGAAAGCCCCUGUGAAAGCCUGCGAGGAUCUGAAGCGUGAAGGGCUGGGUCUGCCUCAGAAUGCACCAGCACCAGGGCCCAGGUAUUAAGGCUGAGAGUGAAGGCUGCCAGUGUCAGCUUUGGAGGUCCCAGAAGUCUUCUGUUCCCUGGCCACACCCCCUCAGUCGCCAUAGUGCUGGGCCUGGCCUUGCUGGAAUGGAGGUAUCCUUCCAAACCUGGGGGAUGGGGGUGCGGGGUGGUAGUGGUGGGAGGAAAACCAUGUCGUGCUAAACCUGCCUGUUUCUGGUGCCUCCCACCCCCAGACCCACCAGACACCACACAGCAGACGAUACACACCCACUCCCACAAGCUGCCAUCCACAUGUGUUGUACUUUCAGCUCCAGGCACACAGACAACCCCACGGCCACACCACCACAUGCCCGAGUGUGCACACACACACAGCCACACAGUCCCUCUGGGCCUGCUGGCUCCUCCCUUGGCUUUCCCUUGGCCCACUUCCAGGGCCCAGGUGCUGCAACUAAAUGUGAAAGCUCAGCGCCUGCUCCUUCUUUCAGCCCAUCAACCAGCUUUGGUCCCAUAGGGAAGCACAGGGGACUCACCCUCUUUCAUAUCCCUUGCCUUGCCCUGAAAUGGACAAUCACUUUUUGGGAUAGGAUGAAAUUUUUAAAGGGCCUGCAUCAUUCAGUUCCCUCAAAGGGAAGCCCUUGCCAGUGGGGGUGAAAGAGAAUUUUUGGAACCAACAUUCAAAUUCUGCCUCAUCUGGAGGGAAACCAAAAUUGGGAGGGGGAAGAGGACCCCUCAUGUUUUGCUGCUUCCAGAGAUAUUAGAAACUGACUCACUUGAUUGGAAAAUGGACAAAAGUGCCUUGACGUGGAGGGUGGGCACCAGAUGGGGACCAGCCUUGCCAACUGUUGCUGUGGCCUCCAGCUUGGCUGGUUUUGCGGGCCGCCAGCAGGAAGGCGAAGGUGGUAGUACAGCAAGAGGCACUGGCGGGGCAGCAGGCCUGCAGGAGCUGUUUUUCCAUUGCUAGGCCUGACCCCUCUCUACCUGUGAGCGUUCAGGGGGUCCCUGAGAUAGUUUAGAUGCCCCCCCACCACAUCUUAGACCUCAGCUCCCACAGUGCCUUUUAAGGGGGACCUCACCUCCUGUGCACAGCCCACCACUUUCCUCUGCUUCCCUGGCACAGCCUAGGCAUAGACGAGCUGGCGUUGGAUCCAGUUCUUCUCCCUUCUCAGCCCCACAGCUGCUGCCACAGGGGCCAACUGGGGCCAGGUGGAAGGGGAGCUGAGAAUCCAACCCCUAGCCCAGGGUUGCUGUGAGACCUGGGAUCCAAUUUGUAGCUUCCUGCCUGGCUUCAGAGAGCCCAGCAACCUCCUAGGCCUGCUUUCCAGACUUCUGAGAUAUAGCCUGGGAUGAGCAAUUCUGUUACAGUACAUCUGGACCUUCCCUACCUGGGCUCUGGGGAGGCUCUGGGCUUGGAGAGGGAAAAGGAGGGAGGGGGUGUCCGCACCACCUGGGAAGACAGCACAAGGCCUAACGAGGUCACCCUGACUCCCCACCCCAGCAUUUCAUUCAUACCAGAUAAUAGCUGCAUUACUGCCAACUGACCUUAUAACCCUCUGCACCUUCAAAAAGAUUCAUGUUUUUUAAUUGCUGCUUUUAAUAACAUUUGUUAAAGUUAUAA
Messenger RNA from Symphalangus syndactylus (siamang), 6014 nucleotides. RefSeq names its product PHD finger protein 19 (gene PHF19). The record is from RefSeq and is a predicted model, not a curated record. Gene Ontology annotation, molecular function: chromatin binding; DNA binding. Gene Ontology annotation, cellular component: nucleus. Gene Ontology annotation, biological process: negative regulation of gene expression, epigenetic. Lineage: Eukaryota; Metazoa; Chordata; Mammalia; Primates; Hylobatidae.